UGUAUGUUUAUCUUGAAUAAUGGUGGGGGAAGCAAAACAUCGCUCAAAUAAGAAAGCAGUUGAAGGUCAAAUAUUUCAAGGGUCCACAUUUGUCGUCUCUUGAACAGACAGAGUACUUGGUGGUGCGGAGAAUUCCUCAUCCACCUAGCAGUCAUGCCGUGUCGUAAUCGAUUCUUAUUGCUAGUCCCAUGCAUUAUCGGUGAACUGAUGUUCAAACAUGAGGUGUGCUACGAAAACGAUAAAAUCGGCUGCUUUAAGACAGGGUACCCGUGGAGAUCAGUGACAGAACGACCGUUGUACCCUCCACCAGAGUCUCCAUGGGACAAUAAUGUCACUGUCACCUUCUUCGCCAGAAAAACUGGGCCUAACAUUGAAGACGGACACAUGGUGCAUAUUAGGGAUAGAAUCGAUUUCAAUGACAGAGAUUUUGACGCAGCACGUAACAAGAGUUUCUUCAUCAUACAUGGAUUCAUUGAUACAAGGAAAAGGGAUUGGUUGAGGAUUAUGAAGGACGAACUUCUUAAAAAGGAAGAUGCGAAUGUUUUUAUUGUGGAUUGGGGAAGAGGUGUGUUCGAUAUCAAUCAUUAUAGACAAGCUGCAUCAAACACAAGAGUCGUAGGAGCUGUGUUAGCCAGAUUCAUCAAGCAUUUGAAUAUUGAAUACAACCUUCCGCUAGGCAAAAUCCAUUUGAUUGGCCACAGUCUCGGAGCACAUGUUGCCUCUUACGCAGCCAAACGUAUGAAAGGAAUUGGGCGAUUAACAGGUUUGGACCCGGCUCAGCCUGGCUUCGAAGGCACGCCAAUAGAAGUGCGAUUGGAUAGAACAGAUGCACUUUUUGUGGACGUUUACCAUACUAACAUGCGACCAUUUAUCCCAUUAGCAGGAUUUGGAAUGAUCAAUCCUGUCGGUGAUAUUGAUGUCUAUUACAAUGGUGGUUACGAUCAGCCCGGAUGUGGUACACUUCCAAAAAUUUUUAAAAUUAAAGAUUGGAAGGAUCUCCUGAACCUACCAUACAAUGCAUAUAUGGUUUGCUCUCACUUACGUGCUUAUGAGUACUUCUCAGCAUCAAUCAAUAGUGACUGUGAUGUCUGGGCUGGUAAAGUCAAUAUGCCAGUUGAUUCUAUCAAGUCUUCGACGUUUGGUAGUCAACCGGUUUACUCUUUGGUGAAGAGUUGUUCCUUAGAAACGUGCACUAUAGCAGGCUACAAAGCUGAUACACCCGGCCUGCCAAGAGAGGGUGUGUUUUCCGCUAUUACUGUUGGUGUAGAUCCUCCAUAUUGUGCUCGCAAUCAUGAGAACAUGAUUGUAAAUGAGGAGAAGAUUUCAAACGAGAUGGAAAGAUAUAAAUCUACAGUGAAAGAGUCAACAAUCAAAAUAAUACCAUCUGAGAUUCCCCAGGUGACAACUAUGGAAAACGAUGACAUGGAUGAACAGGCUGAUGAUUUUAUGUUCACAUCUGAGCCAGAAAGUCAAAACAUUUAUGACGAGGUCUUAUUUGAAAUUGUCAAAACCAAUCAUUGAUGCAAUCUCUUCAUUGUCGCAUCUUCAUAAAUUGCGCUUUCUAUAGAAGGUUUCCAAGCAAAUUACUGGAGAAAUGUUAUUGUUGAGAUUGAUGACAAUUGGAUAAAAAUUACCAAUAAAGAGAUCACGGAGAAAUGUA
Messenger RNA from Nilaparvata lugens (brown planthopper), 1660 nucleotides. RefSeq names its product pancreatic lipase-related protein 2. The record is from RefSeq and is a predicted model, not a curated record. Lineage: Eukaryota; Metazoa; Arthropoda; Insecta; Hemiptera; Delphacidae. The transcript has 11 exons. Gene Ontology annotation, biological process: lipid metabolic process. Gene Ontology annotation, molecular function: lipase activity. The coding region runs from base 154 to 1521 and encodes 455 amino acids.